UUGUCAUAGGACGACAGCUGCUCAAACUCGUAUUGAACAAACAAACGGCACGAACGAAAAUUCCGAUACUCCAGCGUUAAAUAUUUUUGUUACAGCCCCAGUCGAGGCCAUGUCCGCGAACCGAGACCACCCGUACGGGUCGACAGUGCGACACACGAUUGUGGCACGGUCCAAUCGGCCGGUGGUCAACCGGAUGUUGCGCUCCGCUCGACUGGACUCCACCGUGGGUCUGAAGAUGGGCCAGCCGGUGAGGGAGAAGCGGAUGGAGGUCAAGCCGCAGCUGAUGCAGAAGGAGCGAUCCUCGAGCACCGGGAUGAGCGGAUUCUCCAAGCUGACCAACCGCGACGGGCUGGUGGGCAAGGCCUACUGGAACGCGGCCAUCGAUGAUGUGGAGUUCGCGGCCGCCUGUCGCUUCCAGCCGCGCAUUCCCGUCAUCGACUACUCCCUGGUGCUGCCGCCGCGACUGCGCGAGCGGGUGAAGCGCAUCCAGAACUACGACUACUCCAAGUCCGACGAGGACAUCUACAUCCGCGAUGAGAUGCAGGAGGUGCGGCCCGAGGACUACAUGAGCGUGGAGAGCUCCGAGAGAAGCGAGGAGGAGGAGGACACGGUGCUCCUCGAUAUUGGCCGCAAGAAGGUGGAGGAGUACUUCAACGAGAGCGAGCACUCGGAUAUUGUGCGCAUGGAGCACGAGUUCGAGCAGUUCGACCUGAAGCUCGACGAGCCGGUGGGUCACACGCAUCGCGUGGUGGACAAGACCAGUUGGUAUGCCAAGUUCCUUUGCGCCCCGCGGGACAAGAGGGUCAGCUGGCAGAGCCGCGUCGAACAUCCCGGCCAGAACUACUCCAUGGUGACGCUGGACGAGCAGGCCGAGAACCUCAUGGAUGCGUCUGCAGAACGCUUCGUCGAGUGGUUGAACUCCUUUGGCACCUUGGAGAGCAAUCUGACCCCGGAGAAGGUCAAGAACCUGUUCUCCAUCAAGGGUGAUCGCACCUUAUUGGCCUCAGUGAAAACGGAUCCCAAGGAGGUGAACGCCAUAGCUCAGACGGUGGCCGAUAAAUGGAACAAGCCGCAUAUGGCCAUUGAGCUGAAGUACGAGAAGCACAUCAAUGAUCACGCCACUCGGGUCAAUCAGAAACCCCUGCUAAGUGCCUUUGGACGCACUGUGCCGCUGAAGGAUCGCCCCUGGCUAAAACGAUCGGGCGAUACUGCCAUUAAGACUGUCUAUCCGGAGGAGCUGCUGACCCGCGAGAAAAUCUUCAAGGGCAUAACCCACCUGCGCAGCACCACGGCCCUAAUUGAUUUCUAUCUGGCCCAUCCGGAACUGGAACGCCCCCAGUAUCUCCUGGAGAGCGGCGACUUCGAGGAGUCCAGCGCCAGUGAAUCCGUGGCCGAGGUCCCUCUCUACGAGCUCCUGGGGUUGCGCUAUUAACUCGGUGUUCAAUGUUAUGUUGCAUUUUCAAAUUGUCAGUUGGCUAUAUGACAAUGUAUGUAUAGACUCGAAAGAAGGAGUGAACUUUAAUCUUUUUUGGAGAUUUGGGUAAAAUUAUUUCAAUUAAAAUAGUGCUUUACAAAAAUACAAAUAUAUGCAAAGGAUUAUCCUUUACAGCCU
Molecule: messenger RNA, 1612 nt
Organism: Drosophila takahashii
Lineage: Eukaryota; Metazoa; Arthropoda; Insecta; Diptera; Drosophilidae
Source: RefSeq, a predicted model, not a curated record